AUGUCAGUUUCUUCCGGUGCCAUCUGUCGUAACGGACUUGAUGGUUGUCGCUGGCCCAGCAUGAAUCCUCGUGUCCUUCUAUGUGACUUCACCAACGAGCAAGCCUUUGAAUGGAUGCGUGAACAUGGCACAUCAGGAGACAAACGGCCUCCAAAGCAUUUUCUCUUUUCCGAUUCAGUAAGUAAUAAGACCAAAACUUCCUCACAAAAUGGGUUUGCCGAUUCUCGGUUUAUCGAUAAGACAACAACAAAUGCAUCAGGGCCCCUUCCGGCUCGACGAACAUCGGAAUCUGCUAGUGCACCUGAGGCGUCUGCUCUUCCUGAUUUCGCGAUAAGCGAGGAAUCCAGCGCGGUCGAUAAAACCCCGACUGCCCCACCAACUAGCAUUACCGACUCGGAGUCGGCUAUUGCGACCUUACCAGAGACGUCAAUUGCACCAGCACUGAUAACGGCCGCAAAUACCACAAAUACUACUUAUCCUGCGCAGGUGCCUGCUAAACAGACUAGUGGUUCUGCAGGAGCACCAUCUUCUCCAGCAAAGCUUUUGGAUGAGCUCUUUCGCAAGACGACCACGCUCCCUAGCAUAUUCUGGCUACCUGUCAGUGAAGAAGAAGCGGUAUGCUUGUGCAUUUUUAGAGCAACUCUUGCUAAGGAACGCCUGCUUGUGCUACCUCGAAAACGCACUCAGACAUUCGAUAGGCAGCGCAGCAAUCGCAGUCCCUUUACAGAGCACUCUUCUGUUCCCCAUGGAUCAGCUCAAACGACCCACUCUGCAUCUUUGUGUCCCACCCAACUUUUGGCUCCUGUAGCAAUAGCGAAUGUUCAUCGCCCAUCCUCUAUUCGCACUGGAGAUGCUGAUAAAGCGGUUGCAUCGUCAACCGACACUCUAACUACGAAUACUGUCUCUGGUCGUGGUGAUGGAAUCGGUAGUGCACCCGGCCGACUUCCUACUUCCUCUAGAGCUUCGGACACAGUGCUAACCCAGACUGACGUCAACAAGCCACCAGUUGCUCCUGAUGGUCAAUCAAAGCUAGUUUCCGCAAAGCAAACUACUUCGCUUUCGAUAAAAGGGGGCUCUGGCCGUUCAGACUCUUUGAAGCUUUUAAGCGAGAAGGCGAAGUCUAAUAAGAGGAGCAGUGUGGAGCAAACUCGACCUACAGAUCCGACAGUCGCGCACUCUGCAAAAUCGUAUCGAGUAACUCCUCAUAACGGUGAAUCGACUUCCCGAAAUACCUCACAUCGCGAAGACCGCCGCACUGGCUCACCUGCUUCUAAGAGAAUUCGCCUAGGGAAAUAA
Molecule: messenger RNA, 1296 nt
Organism: Protopolystoma xenopodis
Lineage: Eukaryota; Metazoa; Platyhelminthes; Monogenea; Polystomatidea; Polystomatidae
Source: the annotation of a GenBank genome assembly